Aspergillus ibericus CBS 121593 is the source of this 1229-nucleotide messenger RNA. Its product is annotated as SMP-30/gluconolactonase/LRE family protein. The transcript is spliced from 2 exons. The record is from RefSeq and is a predicted model, not a curated record. Lineage: Eukaryota; Fungi; Ascomycota; Eurotiomycetes; Eurotiales; Aspergillaceae. Bases 107 to 1099 code for a protein of 330 amino acids.
CUCCUCUCCUAAUUCCAACUCGCUUAUCGUCAUUCAUCAUAAGAAACUACUCCAAUACCUCUUAUAGGCUUGCUAGAGGCUUCCGGCCAGGGCACAACAGACCACCAUGGCACAGAGCACCGGAACGGGGUUCCGUACCCAUCACCAACAGUUCCAAGCCAUCAUCGGGACAGCACCCACCCUAGAGCUCCUAGCAGAGCACCACGAGUACCCCUUCGCACACGAAGCCGGGGUCUUCAUCGCCGACACCAACAGCCUCUUCAUCACCAGCAACCGCUGCGACGGCCCCGAUGGCCAGCGAAAAGUGCACAUCACCCGGGUCGACCUGAGCACCAACCCAGUGACCUACGAGGAGAUCGACACCGACGUCCCAAUGGCCAACGGCGGGGUAAACUACGGCAACGACAUUCUCUUUUGCGGACAAGGAACCAAAACCCAACCGGGAGGCUUAUACCGCAUGUCCGCCACCGCGCCGUACGACUCCGAACUGCUACUGGGCGAUUUCCACGGUCGGCCCUUCAACUCAGUCAACGAUGUGGUCGUGCACUCGGAUGGUUCGAUCUGGUUUACCGAUCCGAUUUAUGGCUUCGAGCAGGGGUUCCGUCCUCCGCCGCGUCUACCGAGCCAGGUAUAUCGGUGGUGUCCCCGGGAGGGUACUAUCCGCGCUAUGGCGGAUAAUUUCGGCCGGCCGAAUGGGAUUUGUUUCUCGCCAGAUGAGAAGGUGGUUUAUGUUACGGAUACUGAUCGGGAGCAUGGGGAUGGUACGAUUGAUGAUCAACGCGUAUCUACGAUUUACGCGUUUGAUGUAUCCGUAUAUCAUGGACAGCCGUUCCUCACGAAUCGUCGACUGUUUGCCAUGGCAGAUCAUGGCAUUCCCGAUGGGAUUAAGUGCGAUCUCAAUGGCAAUGUGUACAGUGGGUGUGGCGAUGGGAUUCAUGUGUGGUCUCCGGGGGGUGUUCUUCUAGGUCGUAUCCUUAUCGAAGGUGGCGUUGCCAAUUUUUGUUUCGGGAGGAAUGGCGAGAUAUUUGCUUUGAAUGAGCAUCGGAUAUGGCGAGCGCAGCUUGGGGGAGAGGUGAAGGGGGCAUUACUGGGGUUAUGAUGAGGCUAUGCGUAGAGUAUAGAAUAAGCCUGCUUCGAAUCCUAGCAAUUGCAAAUCCUAAGCUGAAGGAUAUAUAUAGCAAUUCCUUGGAUAAUGUUCUAGCCGAUUUAGAACGUCUAAUGUCAUAUAU